This is a messenger RNA of Drosophila innubila, 1161 nucleotides long. RefSeq lists its product as uncharacterized. The record is from RefSeq and is a predicted model, not a curated record. Lineage: Eukaryota; Metazoa; Arthropoda; Insecta; Diptera; Drosophilidae. The transcript is spliced from 2 exons. Bases 1 to 1056 code for a protein of 351 amino acids.
AUGAACUGCUUUGUGAGAUUCCUAUUGUUAGUUGCGCUGUGCGCAACAUUGACCCAUGCGCAGGACACCGGAGAGGCAACUAGAGUUGCCACCGACUCCGGCUCCGGCUCCGACUUCGAAUCUGCGACAGUGGCAGCUCGAGGCUUGGCCAGCAGCUAUGAGCCGGAGGAUAAGCAGGCGUUGAAGAAGAAUUCCCACAUCUUCAUGGGCAUCUAUAAGAACUACAAGAGCACCUAUCUGGGCAACAAGACAACAAGUGAGUACAGAAAGCGACUUCGCAACCGAGUGAGUGCCACACAGCUGGCAACCAAUGAGGCAACUGCCACAGAGGCUGUCGAGCAAGAGCAGCAAGAGCAGCUGGAGCAGCAGGCGAUUGAUGAUGCACUGGCUCUGGAAUUGCGCAAUGAGGCAAAUGCCGAGGCUCUGCUGGAGGCACAAACCGAUACGCCCAUCUAUGAUGACAAUGAAACCGGAUCCGGUAAAAAACGACGCAAGCGCAAACGCAAAUAUCGCAACAACAACAACAAUAACAAUAAAUUUGCUGAGGCUGAGCAAUCUUUGGAUGCCGAUGGAGAGGAACGGGAGGAUGUGCAACGCUACCAUGUGGGACCUGGUCUAAAUGUCACUCUGGACAUGACCAACGACAUUGUGCGCGUCAAGUUGGAUGGUGAGAAUCUCAAGGAGAUUAUUGGUGCCCAUUGGUUAAGCACGGACAACAGCGAGGAGGGUCGCGGCAAGAAGUAUGACAUGAUCACCAAAGUGCUGCCCCUCUUCAUACUCCCCUUCCUCAUCCAGUCGGCAAUUGUUCCGUUUCUGGUCACCAAGUUGAAGUUGCUGCUGGUCAAGUCCAUACUCGUUGGCAAGUUGGCCAUAUUCCUCUUGAUCUUAUCGGCCAUCAAGAACAGCAACAAAAUGAUGCAAUCAUACGAAGUGGCACCUUCAUAUUGGGCCGGCGAGCCGAGCAGAAGAUCCGAGCUUGCGGCAGCUGCCUCAUCAGCUGCUGCGGCAUACAACGGCUAUCGGGUGGAGGGGAAGCCCACCACCUGGGUCAACUGAGGAGUGCGGGGUGGAGUCUUCAGACAGCUAGUUCAACAAAAUACAAAUUGUACUAAGUUUUCAUUAUAAGUUACAAAUGUGAAAUGAAUAAAAAACAAAUCGGGU